Malaya genurostris is the source of this 5209-nucleotide messenger RNA. RefSeq names its product protein pygopus-like. The transcript has 3 exons. NCBI's taxonomy places the organism in Eukaryota, Metazoa, Arthropoda, Insecta, Diptera, Culicidae. The coding region runs from base 1184 to 3625 and encodes 813 amino acids. The record is from RefSeq and is a predicted model, not a curated record.
UCUCCAUCGCACAAACGUGAAAAAGGCUAUAGUUCGAAAAACUCGAGUUUACGAUUAUUUUGUGUGUUGUGUCCGUAGCGAGUGCUUCACGAAAAGAAAACGGUUUUUUCUGUGGAAAUAGUGCAUUUUAGCGGACUAAUCUGGUACUAGGGUCGAGGCUAAUACCGAAGGAACGUUUUUCCGGUCGUCAGGCCAGAAAAUACGCGGAGCCGGGUUGGUUUUCUGUUGGAGUAAAAAUUCAGUUCCCCUUUCGUUCGCGCGGUGCGUGUGUCGUCUCCAUCGCUGAAGCAGACCUUCAUGUGUAUAUAUUCGGGAGAGUAGCAUAAUACCAAUACAGUAUCCGAAAGCACUCGAAGAUUAUCCAAAAGUGAGGAGAAAAGAUUUCAUAUUUCGAUUCGGAUUGAACGGUUUAUCGACGUAUUUCUGUUAGUGAAAGGGGUUACAGCACCCGAUCAUUUCCCGCAUGGCGUCGAUUCGGAUCUGGAGCUUACAGGACGUGUCCGCACUGGCGGCGAUGAUGUUUUGAUCGAGGAAUCCCGCGACACGAAGAACGAGAAGAAGAAGCCUGUGCUGCCUGGCGAACAAGCGAGCUUUGGCUCGGUCCAAGUACAGUGUGCUGGUUUCGAAAGUAGUGUGAAAGAGAUAGCGGUUCGUUAAGGACUCCUGCUCAGCAUACGAUUCAUGAGACGAAGUGGAUUGCUUCCGGGAUGUAAGGAAACGGCUGGGACUCGCUAGCCGUUCAAAACGGCGAUACUCGGAACGAUGCAUUUGUCAACCUCGAUAGUUAUGCUACAGUAUGGUGUGUGCAGAAUGAAUUACCUAGUGAACUGAUUGUCACGGAUAGCGUAUUAAUUGCGCUAGUGAAGAACUAUGCUAUUGGACUGCUGUAGGAAACGAACUGUUAGAACUGCUCCUCCGUUGAAGUAAUGUGAAACGAUUAUUUGUUAGUAUGUUUAGGUAAAAAAGUACGAAACAAGUUGUGAAAAAUUAUAACCAGAAGAGCAAUAACACUUUACAAAGCACGUAGAGAAAAUUCAGUAGUGACUGGUGUGUAGUGGAUGUGUAGUUUUUGUUUCAGGUUCCUCGGAAGGCAAAGUCACGUUCCGCGUACCUACCUGUGUCAGUUCUCCGAAUAACGGCUCUAAAUUCAGGCUGUAAGGUGUACCGUCAACCUAGCCAAGUUAUGACACACAAUCUGGGAAUGGCAUCGUAUCGAUUACCAGGUCCCGGACUGGGAUGUCCACCGGAUUUCAAGUCACCGUCGGAGUCUCCGCAGCUACCCAUCUCGGCACCGAGCCAACCGAAAAAGCGAAGGAAAACCUCCAAUGCCAACAGUGCAAACUCGGCAGCCUCGCAACCAACACCAACACCCUCUCCUCAGGAUCUACUGCCACCUCCGCCGACUGGUUACGGAGACACAAUUGUAGCGUCGAAUCCUUUUGAUGAUACCCCUACGCACACGCCAUCACCUCAUAUGGGUCAUAUGCACCACGGAGGACCGGGAAUGAUGGGUCACAUGGGCGGUGGUGCGAUGGGUCACGGUGGUCCAAUGGGAAUGAAUCAUAUGGGAAUGCAUCCGCAUCAUUUGGGAGGACCAAUGGGCCAUCAUGGUCCUCCCCAUGGACCACCGCAUGGCGGACCUCAUGGUGGACCUCUGCAUGGGAUGCCUCCGCAUGCAAUGGGUCACGGUCCAGGCCACGGAUCACCACAUCACGGUAUGGGACCUCAUGGUCCAAUGGGUCCUGGAGGCCCUCAAGGUCCACCGAUGCGAGGUAUGAGCCCGAUGGGAAUGGGCAGUCCAAUGGGACAUCCUAUGCAUAUGAACUCCGGUAUGGGGCAGAUGGGUGGCAUGGGACCUCAUGGACCAAUACAACGAGGAGGAAUGAGUCCCAUGGGCGCAAUGCCUGGAGCACCCAUGGGAGGUCUAAGCCCGAUGGGUGGCAUGAACCAAAAUCUAUCUCCAAUGGGCCCAAUGGGUGGGAUGUCACCAAUGAGUCAGCAGCAAAUGAAUAAUAAGUCUGUAGGAAGCCCCAUGAGCAGCGGUAACAUUGGUAGUCCUAUGAAUUCAAUGCCCGGCAUGGGCUCGCCACACGGUGGCCAGGGACAAAUGUUGGGUAGUCCCAUGAACACGAGUGGUGGUCAUAUGAACAACGGUCCAAUGGGACCUCCGAUGAAUAGCCCCCUUGGCAAUGGUCCACCAAAUCACGUCCCCAUGGGUCCUCAUUCGGCUGGUCAUAGUCAACCAGUGUCAUCGGCAGGACAAACAGUCGGUGGACAGACGUCACCGAAUGUGGCCGGUAUUAAUAGUAAUAAUAGAAUGAACUUACCCAAUGGUGCAAUGACAAAUCAGCAAUCAGGAAACCUAAAUCAAUUACCUCAUCAGCUGGGCCCUCAACAGCAACCGAAUAGUCAACAAGGUCAACAAUCCCAACAAAGCAACCAACAGCAGCAGCAAAUGCAAGUGAGUCAGCCUAAUCAGUCGCCAUCGAUGUCAGCGAAUCAACAGCAACCACAGAAUCAAUCUCCUGCCGCUCAAUCCCAGCCACUACCGCCCCAUCCGCCGCAUCCACAGCAGCAACAAUCACAUGUGUCUCCCUUGCCACAUCAGUCUCCUCAUGCUCAACACCAUCAAGGACCUGGUGCUAACAGUGGUCCAGUUGGUAGCGGACCUGGUUCCGGCUCUGGACCUCAGCAGCAGCAACAGAUGAAUCCAGCUGGUGUUGGUCCCGGCAGCAAUAGUUUAGGUAAUAUGAACCCAGCUGGCAUGGGUCCUGGCGGUAUGGGUGGAAUGCCACCGAAUUCGAUGAGCGGAAUGAAUCAUCACCCUUCGCAUCAUCCUGGUAAUCAUCCCGGAAAUCACCCCGGCAACCAUCCCGGAAAUCACCCCGGUAAUCACCCAGGAAAUCAUCAACAAAACCCCCAUAUGCCUCCUUCGUUGGCUGGCGUCGGAGGAGGAGGUGGUGGUGGGGGUGGAGGAGGAGGAGGAGGCGGUGGACCAAACAGCAUGCAUCAUCACAUGGGAAUGCUACCGCAUGGAAAUAUGCCACCAGGUCAUGCAGGACAUAGGCCACCAAUGGGCCCUGGAGGGCCAAUGGGUCCCGGUGGAAUGAACAUGGGAGGACCUCCGAUGGGUGGCCCCAUGGGUCAUAUGGGAGGUAUGGGCGGUGGAAUGGGUGGAAGCCCACUGCAAUCUCCUCACAUGAUAGGUGGCCCGAUGGGUGGUGGCCCCGGUGGUCCUAUGAGCGGUCCUGGUGGCCCUAUGGGUGGUCUGGGACCACCUGGAAAUGGCCCACCACCGAAUCAUCACCAUCACAUGGGCAUGUUCGGGCCGAAACCGAUGCCGGUAACCUCGGGGAAGCUGUACCCGCCCGACCAGUCGAAAGUUUUCAACCCGCAGAAUCCCAACGCUCCUCCCAUCUACCCGUGCGGAGGUUGCCACAAAGAGGUUCAUGACAACGACCAAGGAAUUUUGUGCGAAUCUGGUUGCAAUUUUUGGUUUCAUAGAACGUGCAGCGGAUUGACGGAAGCGGCGUUUCUCCUGAUUCACCACGAAGUGUACGCCGAAUGGUGUUGCGACAAGUGUCUGUCUUCCAAGAACAUACCGCUGGUGAAGUUCAAACCGUAGUCACAAAUAGCACCGCCGCCCCCGCCACCGUCACGGACCGGAAAACGAAAACCGAACACAGCAGACGAGUGCAGCCACAGUAACAAUGCUCGCGCGCUUUUUUUUCUAUGUUGUUUGAUGCGACUGUGGGGCAGUUCAGUGUAAAUAGGAUGCUAGCGAAUGUUCUGUAAAAAUGAGCAAAUGUGACGAUUGAAUGUGUGAAUUUUCAUUUUUUUUAUUACGAAUAAAUGUCGAAACCAUGGAAAUAGCUAAAUUCUUGGUAAGAGAAAAUGACUGCACGUGUGCGAGUAAUGGAAGGAAUAGGAAACAGCGACAUUCUAGUGUUCUUAAAAGCAACAAAAGGGAAAGAAAGCAAAUGCAGUAGUUAGAUAAAACGAAGUAAGAAAAUAUGUAUAGCAAACAAAUGGAAGCACAGCGCCAUAGUUAAGUUUUUUUUAAUUCUUUCCCGAAAUAUUACACCACUAGGUCGUUGUCACUGGUGGAAAACAGGAAUCAUUUAUCGUGGUACGAGUAAUGUUUUCUAUGAAAGAAACAGUUCUAAUUGAAAGUAAGAAAGUGAGAGAGAGAGAACGAUGAAAAUUGUAACCCUUAAGUUUAGCGCGUUAAGAAAAUGGAAUCAAAAAUGGCCUUCUCAAAUAUAUACAUGUAAAAGUAUGGUUUACUUAUUGAUAAAAAAGGAAGAAAAGCAGAAAAAAUAACUGAUAAGUAAGUGAAAUAUUUAUAUUAUUUAAACGCUAUUCCUGAUGAGCGAAAAUGUUAGAUAGUAGCGUACAUUGAGAAAACGAGAAAGUUCUAUAUGAAGUGUAUUUUUUCGUAAAAAUAUAUCUGCAAAGGGAAGUAAAACUAGACGGUUAUUCCACAGAAAAACAAGGAAUUUGUGAAAAGCAUUACUUUAGAGCGUCAAACGUAAAUGCUGCAUACAAAUGUUACGCUUUUCAAUUUCUGUUCCGAAUUGAGAAGGAUUACCAAGGUUUUUUUUUCUAUUUUCACGCAUAUCUGAAAAAAUGACGAAAAAUACGCAAUCACAACUCCGCCUGGUUUGAAGUGCGUUGUAUCCGCGAGAUAUUGCCCAAGAAACGAAUUCAAUUUAGACUGUACAGCUGAGAAAGAAAAACUGCUUUUCAUUCAGUCAUCUAAUGGUAAUUUACAAUUGUUUAACAGCCAUAAUUGUUUUCUCCGCCCUUCAAGGUCUGUUGGAAACAGCAGUCAAAUUAAAAUACUUUCUCCUCCACCCGUCUAAUUGUUUUUUUUUUCUUUUUAAUUUUUGAGAAUUUUCUAAAUUUCUAAAUAAGUGCGGUAACAGUUAUAGCAGAUUCAUUUCUUUCGAUUCAGCGCAUUCGGCCGUUAUAAACAAAAUAAGUACGUCACGUUUGCAACCGCCCAAAGCGCAUUAGUUUAUUUCAAAGCUUCGCGUUCUGCAAGUAGGCGGCGUUUUAUAAAGUAACAAAGUUGUGAGCACAGACGCAAGUAAUAGGAAGAAAAACAAAAGAGAUUAUUCACUGACAGCGAGCCGCUUAGGAAGAUGCUGAAUGUUCAUUAACUAGCGCAUAUGUUUUUAUUUAAUAAUUUUAGUUUUUCGAAGAA